Messenger RNA from Nymphalis io (European peacock), 2202 nucleotides. RefSeq names its product deoxynucleoside kinase. The transcript has 5 exons. Gene Ontology annotation, molecular function: ATP binding; deoxynucleoside kinase activity. Gene Ontology annotation, cellular component: cytoplasm; mitochondrion. NCBI's taxonomy places the organism in Eukaryota, Metazoa, Arthropoda, Insecta, Lepidoptera, Nymphalidae. The record is from RefSeq and is a predicted model, not a curated record. Gene Ontology annotation, biological process: nucleobase-containing compound metabolic process. Bases 113 to 913 code for a protein of 266 amino acids.
AAUAGAAUCUUAUAACUUUUUAUGUUGUAUUUUAAGAAGCCUAUUUAAAAUUAAUUACAUAAAUGUAGAUAAUGUUUUUGUAUACAAAUAAAUUGUAUAAAAUUAACUUGAAAUGAUAAAACGAAAGAUUUAUAAUUUUUGUUUUAAAGUGGAUAGACUUUUACACAAAAUGAACGCUUCCAAUUUAAAGCCUUUUACUGUACUUGUGGAGGGUAAUAUUGGAAGCGGGAAAACAACAUUUUUGGAGCAUUUUCAACAAUUUGAAGAUAUAACGCUACUAACUGAACCUGUUGAAGAAUGGCGCAAUCUGAAAGGGUGGAAUCUUUUAGACUUGAUGUAUAAAGACCCUGCAAAGUGGGCAAUGACCUUUCAGUCGUAUGUUACAAUGACUAUGCUGGACAUGCAUCGCCGACCUACUUCUACCCCAGUAAAGCUUAUGGAGAGAUCGUUGUAUAGCGCUAGAUAUUGCUUUGUUGAACAUAUGAUGAGGAACGGUACUCUUCAUCCCGCGCAGUUUGCUGUACUUGACGAGUGGUUCAGGUUUAUUCAUCGUGAGAUACCUAUUGAUGUAGAUCUAAUCGUAUACCUUAAGACGACACCACAAGUAGUUCAUGAUAGAAUAAAGAAACGGGCCCGAUCUGAGGAACAGUGUGUGCCAUUAUCCUAUAUAGAGGAAUUACAUAAAUUACAUGAAGACUGGCUUGUUAAUAGAACAUUUGCUGAGUGUCCGGCACCUGUUUUAAUGAUUGAUGCAGAUUUGGAUUUGUCCCAAAUUACUGAAGAGUAUAAAAAAAGUGAACACCAAAUAUUGAAACGAGCGGUAGAUGUCGUCAUGCAGUCACCUAACAAGCUGAGCCCAAAGAAACCAAUAACAAGUUCUGCAAUUAAGAUAGUACCUCAAAUAAGGCUUUAACAUAAUUAUGUCUAUUUUAUACUUUAUCUAAAUUAUUUAUAAAAAUCAUUUUAUUUCCAAGUUUCUCAUGAGGCAAUGGUUAAUUUUUAACACAGUCUGUGUAUAAUAAUAUGAAUAAAGGACAAAAUUAUUAAUUGGCCAUCACUAAAAUUUUAACAAGAGAUAGUAAAGAUUAUAACGACUGCUAUUUAACUUAUAAGGUUUUAAAUGACCUCUACACAUAUAUUUAUUUAUGAUAUUAAAUUAUCAGAAUAAUAUUUUUGCAUUGACAAAUUUGGUAGUGUGAAUAUAGAAAUUGAUUCAAUUUUUUUUGUAUUAUACCCAGUGUGAUUUGAAAAAUAAUGAUCAGUUUAAAUCAUUUACUUACAUUUUUGAAAUAACUAGAAUUGCAAUUGAUAAAAUUUAUUAAAAAUGAAGCAUGUUCUAAAUUAAUGUACAAUAUUUAUUUGUCAAUUUAUAUGUUUGGUAACUGAAUAAAAUUAGUCUGGUAUGUAGCUACCCCCAUAUGUAUAUGUAUUUUAGAAUUCUGCUUUUCGACUCAUGAUCAUUACAAAACAAUAUUUCAUGCGCAAGUUGUGCAGUUAUUGAACAUUUGAAUUUAAUGAAUUUCUUUUUCAUUUGUUGUUGACAAAACAAUUUCAAGGUUUUACAAAUGACAUUUUGUGGAUUAAGGAUUUAAUUUACUUAUUUCAUUAAACAUUAUAUAUUUGUUAUACUUAUAAGUUAUGGUAAACAUUUUCUAACAAUGUUUAUAACGAUUUUAUAGAUUAAAAUCUCUUUUAACUUCUGUUUAAAAUAAUAAAAAGUGAUUGUUGCCUAUCUUGACACUUGAAUUGUAUAGUUAAAAUUAGUGUAAGCCCUAAAAAUCAUCACAAAAUUUCAGUUUGAAAAGAUCAAAUACAUUGAUAAAUUAAUUACUUGAAAUGGAAGUAUUUUUCAAAUAGCACUAGUGAUGAUUAGUAUUAUAUAUUACUUAAAAAAACAUGUGUUUAGAGUAGUAUGAUGAUGAUAAUAAGAAAAGUUAGAAUAUUAAAAAUAAUAUUUUGAAAUUUAAUACGAAAAUUCAAAUAUAUUCCUAAUUAAAAAGCAUUUAAUAAUUAAGUGUUAUUUCAAAUAUUCACAGUGCUGUUGCUUUGCACCAAAUUUUGUUCUUAUUUUUUGUAAUUUUUGUUUUUUUUUUUUUUGUAUAUGAAUAAUAUGUCGUAAUGAUUAGUCUACUAACAUAAUGUAAUUUUUUUCUGCAAAAUAUAUUGUGAAUACAUUAAAGUUAAGAAAUUAAAUGUUGUUCG